This is a messenger RNA of Bursaphelenchus xylophilus (pine wood nematode), 4036 nucleotides long. Lineage: Eukaryota; Metazoa; Nematoda; Chromadorea; Rhabditida; Aphelenchoididae. The record is from the annotation of a GenBank genome assembly.
AUGCGACACCCCGGAGAAUGGAUGAUUACUGCAAUAUCUUUGUUACAUACUUCAAUUUAUAUUGAAAGAAGUUUGGCGACCAAAUAUAAGCACGCCUAUGAAAAGUGUGGCUGUUUCCUCGGAGCGAUUAUUACUGUUGUUGUGGUAAGUUUAAACAGUUUAAUUCUUUUGUUGGGAUCUCUCGAUUAUAUGCAGUUACUAUUUUCAGUGGACCUUAACAGUUGUAUUUAAUUAUGUGGCCUACACAGUUGAAUGGGACGAGUAUUUGAGGCUGAACUCGUAUUGCAUUGGGGUUACAACUCACAACAUGGAAAAGAUCCGGAUAUUGUUAGGUUGCGUUUUGGUGAUGGACAUUCUUGUGACGAUUGGUGAAUGGAGAUUAACAGCAUACAAUAAAAAGUCAAAGUAAGUGCAACAAAACGUAUCAUAAAAUUGUGGAGGAUGACUUUCAACGGUCCUUUGUGGUUGGGUGACCGGGUGACGAAAGCGACGAAUACUUUGUCAACGAUUGGCCAGCUCGCCUCAACAAAGAUUGUUGAAUAUUCUCCCAUGCUGCUAGCUAUUUUGUAGUAACCUAUUACGGCGUUGGCAAUAGAAGCAUGGAAGAUUUGAACAAAAUAAUAUGUAGGGCCUUUUAUUGCGGGUUUGCGUUAUAAAAAUAAAGGAGUUUCAUUUUGUUUACAUAUCAGACAUUUCUUAAUCAAAAAACAUUACAUGGAAUAUACGCAGUUCUCCGGAGACAUGACUCGUACCAACCGUAACUUUUUCAGAGUCUUCAUCAACUACAGUUUGAGCCGGUCCUAUCAGCAAGGCGAGAACUAUCUGACAGUCCGUCUAACAGCUCCAAUUUGUCUCCUGCACUCCUGUUUCUUCACUUUGUUUCUGAUUAUUCACAUAUCCGUUAGAGUCCUUAUGUCAUAUUCAGAUGGGCCAAUUCGAUAUAUUACAUGGUUACUAAUGUCUCAUAAUGUAAGUUUAAUUAAGAGAAUUAGAAGCUAUUUCGUGCGAGGCAAGAAGUGUUCUAUUGCAGAUGUUCGUGCUCUCACUAUCGGUGUGUUUGGCCAUGUAUAUCUAUAAAGUGAGAUGGAUCCAAGAGACGAAAAAACCAAAGGACUUGCAGUGGCAGAAAGAUUCUCAAGCCAGCAUUUAUUUUACUCAGUUCCAAAAGCAGAUCAUGUAAAAAAUUGUUUUUGUUAAAGCGUACGAAAUACCUCUUGUUCAAGAGUGCACCUCCAAAUAAAUUAAGUAUUGAUGCCUUUGUUAACUAAACUUAUCUAUGGUUAAGGAUGGCUGGCAAAGCCUUUACCGUAUCAUGCACCACCUCCGACUAAUUUAGACACAAUUAUCGAGUUCAAGCAGUUGUAUUAUAAAUUUUUAUGAGCAAAACUGUUCAAAUAAACACUUUGUUGUACUUUGAAGUUGUUCAUUUUAUAAUGAGCUGAAGAUGAAGUAGUUUUGUCUGUUUGUAUGUAUAUUAACGAAUGACCGACAUCUGUCUCCUCGUCACAAAUGGAUUAUCACGUGAAUGCUCAUUUCAUGCAGCUUGCUAAACAAAUAAAAAGGCAGAUCGUCAAUGGCCGCUUGUUGCGUCGUGAGUGCUGUAUGUGCUGUAUGAUACUCAUUACGUACUCACAAUACGGAAUGAAAAAGCUUUUUGCAGCAUACGUUGCAAACUUGUUAGAAAAAAUUUAACCUCAAAGUACUUGCAAUACGUAGCUGGUAGAAGCGCCUCAAUGAACUUUGGUAUACGUCUUAGACUACAUAAAGGGAAAGAGUUGAAAUAAAGCGAGGAAGAAAAAAAAUCAAAGGUGCCCUCCGCAUAAAUGAAUUGAAACUUUCACUAAACACUUGAACUUGUACCGAGUGAAUAUAUUACAUUCUGUUGCGUGCUAAUUUUUAAAUCAUGUUUAAGAAUAUUAUAAUGGGCUUAGGGAGAAUUCAUCGAAUGAGACAGAUGCGCUUACAUCGAUGACAGAUGUUACUUUCAAACCGCAAGUAUUCAACUCUAGAUGCUUUUCGUGGAAAAGUCAGUACACGAACACUUUGUUCACAAGGCUUUGCGCAACUUAGAACCGCGAGGACAAGUCGUAUCUACGGAAUUUUUUGACAGUCACAUUUCGAUGUUUAGGGGGUUCCGAAAAGCGCGCUAUAUUUUCUGGAUCCCCAUUGUUUCACAAUUAACGUUAUCUUACACUCAGACUUAAGGAAGUGAUUAUUUAAUGAAGCAACGUUGGCCCAAAGGUGAAAGCAUUCCUUCCGCAGCUGUUGUGGCACAUUCUUAAUUUAUUACUGGUAAACAGUUUGUAAUGCAAGUCCAGCUACAGUGGCUUGAUUAUACUUUUUGAGGCCUAUCAAAUUUGAUACCGGACACCGUUUAAAAAAUAACUGCUGGGAUAAGGUGUUCGUAUUUGCAUAGAGCUAAUUAAUUUGUUCUACUUUACACUCUGUUUAUUGGAAAUUUCAUGACUUUGAAAAAUUGCUGUAAUAAUUAGCGAAAUUGAGCUAUUUGACGUUCUUAAUCUCGCGAAUUAAAUAGGACGCUAAUUUCAGUCCAAUGAGUGAUGAUCGUCGCCAAGAACUGUGCGAUAGAAACGCGAUCUUCUACACCAACUCUUUGUUCGUGUCCUUCGAAGCCUUUACAGCACUCUGUACUCUUCCCGCAUUGGUUAUGUUGGUUUGUAUCGGAGUAUUUAGGAUUAUACCAUUGGUGCAUAUCAACUUCAAGGUAAGUUUUGGAGCGUUUUAUGUGACACAAGAUGACUACCCCAAGAAUCUUUCUAUUUUUGUCAGUAUGGGGACAUUAUCCGUAGACUUGAAAUUAGGAUCUUUACUUGCUACGGACUUAUAUACAUAUAUUAAUCCGGUCAGUAAAGAACAAUGUCUUGGCCUAGAGCAUUCUUUGCCGUUAACAAGUGAAUACCAGACUGAGAAGAGUUAAAUGCUCCUUUACGAUAUAAUGUUUAGAUUCUUAUGUUCAACACCUACAUUGCAAUAUCAAUAUACAUGAUUUCCCAUAUUCUUCCGAAUCUCCGGACCUUUUUUUACCACUUCUUCCGUCCGGGCGAUUGCAAUGUCGUUAUGUCUUUCGGAGAAUGCGCGGCAUUAAGACACCCUGGAGAUUUUAUGGUCGCGGCAAUAUCUUUGUUACAUACCUCGGUAUUUGUGGAGAGGGUAAUGGCGACACGGUUUAAAGAGAUUUACGAACAUUGCAAAGGGUAUUUGGGAGCAAUACUUACAGUGAUCGUGGUAAGCCAAGAUUCGAAGUCAGCUUCUCGAAGACGCAGUCUUAAAAAUAUCAAUUUUGAAAUAUCCGUGAAUUUAAACUUAAAACGAAGAAAAUACACAAAAAAAGUGUAUCCGCCGCAAAUUGCAACACCUGUUCUUAUUAUUUCAGUGGGUUCUGACCUUCGUCCUAAAUGCGUUAGUCUACAGAUUGGACUAUCAAAAAUACUCGUCACUCAACUCCUACUGCUUAGGGAUCACCACUGAAAAUCAGGAUCCUGUCCGCCGAUUACUAUAUUUCAUUUUAGCACUGGAUGUGUUAGUGACGAUUGGAGAACGAAUAUUGGCUGCUAUGAAUAAAAAUUUACAGUAAGACAAGAGCUAAGAGUCAUUAAACACUGGUUCAGAGCAUAUCAAAACUACACAUUGAGCCGGUCGUAUCAACAGGCGGAAAAUUACUUUACAAUCCGAAUAAUGGCUCCGAUUUCCACGGUACAUUCAACGUUUUUCACUCUAUUCUUGAUUAUUCAUAUUGCGGUCAGAAGUUUAAUAGUCUACAAGGACGGACCUGUUACCUUUGUGACAUGCCUUCUGAUGUCUCAUAAUGUAGGCAGGAAAUGUAAAAAAUGUUAGAAACUGAAACCUAUUACCUUUUUAGAUGUUCGUAUUAUCCCUCACCUUAUGCUUGGCAAUAUUUAUUCGUAAAGUUCGGUGGGCAUGCAAUCAACGUCGAUUGUUCCACCUCAAAUGUGAAAAGCAUCAACAUUCUGCUGUCUACUUUAAUCAGUUACAAAAACAAUUGAAUAAAGAAUAG